Molecule: messenger RNA, 2034 nt
Organism: Phoenix dactylifera (date palm)
Lineage: Eukaryota; Viridiplantae; Streptophyta; Magnoliopsida; Arecales; Arecaceae
Source: RefSeq, a predicted model, not a curated record
UUAUGAACAAGUGGACGAGGCUAGACCCACCAUGGCACCACAAAUGUUGCUAGUUUUCACUUUGCACCAAAACCUUUGCUCUAUCUUAGUGCUAUUUGUUGACAGAUUACAGGAUCUUAAACAGUCGGCUUUAAACAGCUCCCGUGUUUCCCUCUCGGCCUCUGGAAGCCAGAGAACAAAGCAACCGGCGUUAACGAUAGAGCUUUUCUUAUACCCCUCUUCUUCCUCCGGGAAGGGUCAUCCCGCAGGGUGAAAAACAUGGCAGCGUCCUCAUUGUGUCAUCUCUUCAUCUCGUCGUGGGCCGCCGUUGCGGUCUUCAUCCUCUCCCUCUCUUCCAUCCUUGGAGGAGCCAUUUCCGUAAAAAGUACAGACAUCAUCCAAGGUCCUCUCCUGACUUCCAAGAUCGCUACCAACCGCACCAUCCUUGUCGGUCCGAAGGAGGAGUUCCAAUCGGUGCAGGCCGCCAUUGAUGCAGUCCCUGACGGGAAUUCCCAGUGGAUCAUCAUCCACCUCCGUGCCGGAAUCUACAGAGAGAAGGUUGUAAUCCCAGAGAGAAAGUCAUAUAUAUUCCUAAGAGGAAAUGGCAAAGGAAGGACCGCCAUCCUUUGGGAUGAGAGCUGCAAUAACAACACAGAGUCCGCAUCCUUCUCUGUCUGGGCCGACAACAUCAUCGUGUUCGGCAUUAGCUUCAAGAAUGAUGCUCUGGUUGGUGCUCCUGAUGCUCCAUUCAAGCAGUCGGUGGCAGCCAUGGUGGCUGGAGAUAAGGUGGCUUUCUAUCAUUGUGCCUUCUAUAGUGCCCACAACACCCUCUUUGAUCACAAGGGCAGGCAUUACUACGAAAGCUGCUACAUCCAAGGCAACAUUGAUUUCAUCUUUGGCCGUGGCCAGUCAAUCUUUCAGAGCUGCGAGAUCUUCGUUCUCACGGAUCGAAGGACAAAAAUUCUUGGCUCAAUCACAGCUCAAAACAGACAGUCUGCAGAUGAAGACAGCGGCUUCGUGUUCUUGAAAGGCAAGAUAUAUGGCAUUGGCAAUGUCUACUUGGGUCGAGCUAAAGGAGCUCACUCUCGGGUCAUUUUUUCCAAGACCUAUCUCUCCAAGACCAUUACUCCUGAUGGCUGGACCCACUGGAGCUACGAUGGCUCCGCCAACCAUCUACUCCAUGGAGAGCACGACUGCCAUGGACCAGGUGCAGACACGGCUCAACGUGUCCCAUGGGCACGCCAACUCACUGACGAGGAGGCUGCUCCAUUCAUAAGCAUUGAUUUCAUCAAUGGGAAGGAAUGGCUGCCGGCAUACUAUUAUUGAAGACCCCUUGUCAUCAUUACUAGCUCCAUGUAAUUCAUACAUGAUGUAUGGUUCUUUUUUAAAAAAAAACAAGGUUAAUUACCAUGGUAAUGUUAGCUAGAAAUAAUGCAUGAAUUUGGCAGCGGCUUACUAUUAUUGAUCAAGACUGCAUGCCUCCAUUACUAGGUCUAUGUAAUUCAUUUAAAUGUCAUAUUCUUUGACAAGAAAAUUGGUACCAUGGUAAUCAUAGCUGGAAAUAGUGCAUGAAUUUAUUACUUCUUAUGCGUUUCGUUUUGCUCUUUGUAUUUAUUAUAGUAGUUCUAGUGAGAAUAUGAUCAUGAAGUCACAUUAAUUAGUGAUGGCGAUCGAUGAAUGGAAGCUAGACAUCAAGCAAAAGGUAUUUAUUCAGAAAAAAGAGGUGGCUAUUAAUAUGCUUGGCCUUAGAAGGUGCCAGCUAGCCUGCUAUAGAGUCUCAUGUUGGUUCUAUCAAAUAUAGUUAGAACCAAAUUCCAUCUAAAUAGGGUUGGGGUCGAUCUAAGUUCACCAGUAGACUACAAGCUCGUAUAUCCAAAUGAUGCAAAAUGGAGAGGCAAUAGAAUAAAAAAAUCUAUCAACAAUCUUCAUAAGAUUUCAACAAGAUCAAUUUUUAGACUUCUAGAAAUUCUGAAGUGCACAUGCAUGGCUGCAUUUUCCACAAUUAAAUAUACUAACAUUGCUGCAAGUGCUUCGUUUCAAAAGAGAAAAAAAAAA